UCUCUUUGGUUUGUAUCCAUCUUCCUCUCAGCAAAUGAGAAUGGCAGAGUUGCUCUCUGUUUGCCUUGUUUUACUCUCCCUCUUCACCACCUCUGCUUUUGCAGCAAAGUAUUUAGAUGGACUUCUCCCAAAUGGCAACUUCGAAGAAGGGCCCAGUCGAUCCAAUAUGAAGAAAACAGUAAUAGUAGGGAAAUACUCACUCCCCAAAUGGGAAAUCAAUGGGGUAGUGGAAUACAUUUCAGGUGGGCCCCAACCAGGGAGCUUCUUCUUUGCCGUCCCUCGUGGGGUCCAUGCAGUGAGGCUUGGCAAUGAGGCCUCUAUCUCUCAAACAGUGGCUGUUAAACCAGGAUCUUUCUAUUCCCUCACAUUCGGUGCUACCAGAACCUGUGCUCAGGAUGAAGUUUUGAGGGUCUCAGUACCUCCUUUCUCAGGGGACCUCCCUCUGCAAACACUCUACAGCAGCAAUGGAGGUGACACUUAUGCUUGGGCAUUCAAGGCCACUUCUAAUGUUGCUAAGGUGACAUUUCACAACCCUGGGAUUCAAGAGGACCCCACAUGUGGCCCCCUCCUGGAUGCAGUUGCAAUCAAGGAAAUCAUCCCUCCCUUGCACACUAGAGGUAAUUUGGUUAAGAAUGGCGAUUUUGAAUAUGGGCCUCACUUGUUCAAGAACUUCUCCACAGGAGUCCUCCUCCCCCCCAAACAAAAAGACCAUGUAUCCCCACUCCCUGGUUGGACUGUAGUGUCCCUCAAAGCAGUGAAGUACAUAGAUUCAAAGCACUUCUCCGUCCCAUCAGGAUUCGCAGCAAUUGAAUUGGUUGCAGGGAGAGAGAGUGCCAUUUCUCAAGUCCUAAGAACAGUCCCCGGAAAAUCCUACAACCUCACAUUCACAGUUGGAGAUGCCAAGAAUGGGUGCCAUGGAUCGAUGAUGGUCGAAGCCUUUGCUGCUAAAGAGACCCUGAAAGUCCCAUUCCAAGCCCAUGGCGGUAGCAAGUUCAAGACUGUGAGUCUCAAAUUCAAAGCAGUUGAGCCCAGAACACGGAUCACAUUUUACAGUGGGUUCUAUCACACAAAGCUUCAUGACUAUGGCACCCUUUGUGGGCCUGUCCUGGAUCAUGUUAGGGUUUUUCCUGUCUCUUAAUUUUCGGUUGUAUAAUCACCAUGUUACCAAGCUACAGUCUACAGAAAGAUCCAACUAUAAUUUUGAAUCA
This is a messenger RNA of Nelumbo nucifera (sacred lotus), 1208 nucleotides long. Its product is annotated as protein TEEBE-like. Lineage: Eukaryota; Viridiplantae; Streptophyta; Magnoliopsida; Proteales; Nelumbonaceae. The record is from RefSeq and is a predicted model, not a curated record.